CUAAUUCCUCCUCUUGUCUCCUUCCAGGUCCACAGCAAGGACAAGAAGUACGUGUGCAAGGUGUGCAACCGCGUCUUCAUGUCUGCCGCCAGCGUGGGCAUCAAGCACGGCUCGAGGAGGCACGGGGUGUGCAUGGACUGUGCGGGAAGAGGCGUGGGCCGCGGCGGCCACUCCCCUGACGCCAUGUACUCAGGCGAAGGGCACUACAUGGAAGACGUAGACGAGCUGAAGGUGGACGAGGACAUUGGAGGAGAGGAGGAGGACGACGACAUCAAGUGGAAGGACGAGGCGGAGACCUCUCAGGACGACGUCAUACUGGAGGACGAUGAGAUCGAAGAGUGCACGCCGGACGUCAGCCGCGGCCCCAUGAAAGAAUUCACCUGGAUUGCCUAGUCCUGCCGGAACUUUCUAAAGACUCCUCCGGAGAGACUUUCCUAU
Molecule: messenger RNA, 438 nt
Organism: Nanorana parkeri
Lineage: Eukaryota; Metazoa; Chordata; Amphibia; Anura; Dicroglossidae
Product: zinc finger and BTB domain-containing protein 46-like
Exons: 1
Source: RefSeq, a predicted model, not a curated record